CGUUUUCCUCUCGGCUCCCGCCCCGCUCCGCCAUCAUGAAGUCCUGAACAAAAACGGAUGAGGUCCGAGCAAAAUGGGAAUAGCACGGAGCGGAGAGGAAGCUCGGCGAUAGCGCUAGCGAAAUGUGAAUGCGAACCGGAGCGGAGUGGUGGCUUUUAACGAGCAAGUCUCCCCGCCGAUAAACGUCCCCUAUCAGCUCCUGGCGUUGACGCUAUUCGGUUAGCAGCGGUGCUAGCAGCAGCCCGGAGCCUUGGCCCUGAUUUUUCUCCGUUAGUUAGCUCCGCUUGUGGGUUAGCUGGCAGCCGUCAAGUCAGCUAGCUGUCAGCCUAGACUGACUGACACUUCACUCAUGUCAAGUGGAAAAGAGGUGCUAGCUACUGGAAGCACCAUGAUGGCUGGGGGUUUAGCUAAAACAUCGACGGACAGGCAGAAUGUGGUCUGUUCGUGUUGAUUAGAAACCGGGGAGGAGAGGAUAGGACAGUGUGGGGGGGAGAGAAAUCAAGAUUUUCCUGCCUGGCCAGUCAGCUAGCUCUAGAGCUAGCUACAGUGGAUCCCAAAAGCCACGGCGCUGGCCAUGCCCUCGAGUGUGCGGGCCGGGAGCCUGAAGGACCCGGAGGUGGCAGAGCUGUUCUGCAGGGAGGACCCUGAGAAGCUCUUCACGGACCUGAGGGAGAUAGGCCAUGGGAGCUUUGGAGCGGUCUACUUUGCUCACGACAUCCGCACAAAUGAGGUGGUGGCCAUCAAGAAGAUGUCCUACAGCGGCAAGCAGUCCAACGAGAAAUGGCAGGAUAUCAUCAAGGAAGUGAAGUUCCUACAGAAGCUGCGCCAUCCCAACACUGUGGAGUAUCGAGGCUGCUACCUGAGAGAGCACACAGCCUGGCUGGUGAUGGAGUACUGUUUGGGUUCAGCGUCUGACCUGCUAGAAGUCCACAAGAAACCCCUCCAAGAGGUGGAAAUAGCUGCCAUUACCCACGGUGCUUUGCAGGGACUGGUGUAUCUUCACUCUCACAACAUGAUUCACAGGGAUGUGAAAGCAGGAAACAUCUUGCUCACAGAACCGGGUCAGGUCAAACUGGGAGACUUCGGCUCUGCUUCCAUUGUUGCUCCAGCUAACUCUUUUGUGGGAACACCAUACUGGAUGGCCCCUGAGGUGAUCCUGGCCAUGGAUGAGGGACAGUACGACGGGAAGGUGGAUGUGUGGUCACUUGGCAUUACCUGCAUAGAGCUGGCGGAGAGAAAGCCUCCUCUGUUCAACAUGAAUGCUAUGAGUGCCUUAUACCACAUCGCCCAGAAUGAGAGCCCCGUGUUGCAGUCAAAUCACUGGUCAGAUUAUUUCCGGAAUUUUGUGGACUCUUGUUUGCAGAAGCUCUCCCCGGACAGACCUACCUCUGAUGUGCUGCUUAAGCACCACUUCCUAUGCAGAGAGCGUCCAAUGACUGUAGUGAUGGACCUGAUCGCACGAACCAAGGAUGCUGUCCGGGAGCUCGACAAUCUGCAGUACCGCAAGAUGAAGAAAAUCCUGUUUCAUGAGGCCCACAAUGGUCCAGCACCAGAAGGAGGCGAUGAGGAAGAGGAUGUGGAAGGGUACAUGUUGCGCACCGGGACAGUGAACAGUAUGGAGAGCUCCCACUCUCUGCCGUCCAUGUCUAUCAGCGCCAGCUCUCAGAGCAGCUCGGUCAACAGCCUGGCAGACGGUUCGGAUGACAGCGGAGAGAUGGUCAUGAUGCAGGAGGGAGAGCACACUGUCACCUCCAACAGCUCAGUCCUGCACAAACCUCUGAGCCAUGACAACAUCUACGAUGACCCAUAUCAGCCAGAAGUGGACUCUCAACGGGAAGCUUCGUCUGGUGGCGGCGGAGGAGGGGGAGGGGGAGGCGGCGGCAGGCGGCGACGCCGGGACCACUUUGCCACCAUCAGGACCGCCUCAUUGGUCACUCGUCAGAUUCAGGAACACGAGCAGGGCUCGGCUCUCAGAGAGCAGAUGUCGGGGUACAAACGUAUGCGGCGGCAGCACCAGAAGCAGCUGAUGGGUCUGGAGAACAAGCUGAAAUCAGAGAUGGACGAGCACCAGCUGAGACUGGAUAAAGAGCUGGAAAACCAAAGGAAUAAUUUCUCCAUGGAGCUGGAAAAACUGUCAAAGAAGAACCAGGCUGUCCUGGAGAAGGAGACAAAGGCUGUGGUAACAGAGGAGAAGAAGUUCCAGCAGCACAUCCUGGGCCAGCAGAAGAAGGAGCUGACCAGUCUGCUGGAUUCCCAGAAACGCCAGUACAGACAGCGCAAAGAGCAGCUUAAAGAGGAGCUGAACGAGAACCAGUCCACACCGAAGCGGGAGAAGCAGGAGUGGUUGGUGCACCAGAAGGAGUGUAUGCAGCAGCUGCAGGCAGAAGAAGAAGCCGGGCUGCUGCGGAGGCAGAGGCAGUAUUAUGAGCUCCAGAGUCGGCAGUACAAGAGGAAGAUGCUGCUGGGCCGCCACAACCUGGAGCAAGACCUGCUCAGAGAGGAGCUCAACAAGAAGCAGACUCUGAAGGACCUGGAGUGUGCCAUGCUGCUGCGCCACCACGAGUCGACGCAGGAGCUGGAGUUUCGCCAGCUGGGCGUGGUGCAGCGGACGCGGGCCGAACUGAUCCGCACGCAGCACCAGACGGAGCUCACCAACCAGAUGGAGUACAACAAGAGGCGCGAGCAGGAACUGAGACAGAAACACGCCGUGGAGGUCCGGCAGCAGCCCAAAAGCCUCAAAGUGAGUGAGAGCGCCCAGAGCCAGGGUUCGCCUGAGGAGGGUCCCGUCGGGAGCUGGGACGAUGAGGCGGUACCCGGGAAUAAUGAGUUAGUAGAGGGGGAUGGAAUGAUGGAGCAGGAAGAGCUCAGAGAUGGUGAUGAUUUUAGAGAAGAGGAGGUGGAUGGAGGGCAUGUCUCAGAUAGUGAAAGGAAGUAUGAGAUGGAUGAGGUUAGUGAAAGGAAGGGAAGUGAUGUAAGAGAAGAUGAAGAUGUUGAGGAGAGGGAAGUAGAGGGGGUACGGUGGGAGGACGAGGAAAUGCAGGAUAAGAUUUGUCACAUUGACACUGAUGAAGAGGAAGAGGAGAGCCGAGGCGUGGCCGACGGAUGUCCAUCAGAGCUCAUCUCCUCCCCAGAAAGGAGGCGGCACCGCGAGCGACAGCUGGAUGAGCUUUCAGAGUUUUAUUUUCCUGAAACCCUGGAGGAGCUGGAGCCCGUUCCCGUCUCCUCUCCUCCUACUGCUCCCCCCGCCCAGACCUCCUUUCCCUCCCUCUUUUCUCACGCCAUCUGCCUCCUCCUUUCCCUCUCUGCCGCCGCCCAGCCCUCCAACCUCACCCUGCUGCUGCUCUCCAUCUUCCUGCUCUCGCUCCGCCGCUCUCCCCCCCUGCCCUCCGUGGCCUCGGUGGUGCUUUCGGCAGAGCUGGCCUUCUUGGCGCUCUUCUUCUCGUACCUUCUGCUGCGGUCGUGCUGCUCGCUGUCUCUCUCCACCUUCCUGUCACUCAGCCUCUGGGGCAGCGGUCUCUUCAGUUUAGGCCUGUCCUUCAGUUUAGGGAUCUACUACAUCCCCAUCAUUUUAAUCUCUGCCUCUUUCCUCAGCUCUCCCUCCCUCUUUCUCUCUCUCUAUCUGCUUGUGGUUCUUGUCGUCAGACCGGCCCGCAACUUCUUCCAACAGGCUCCUCGUAAACUCAACCGCUUGUGCAUGCGUGUGCUUUUCCGCCUGCCCCGCCCUCUGUUUGCCAUGUGCCAGUCGGUGUUGGGUGGCAUGGCGGAGCGAAACCUUUACGAGAUGUUCCCCAAAGCUGGCCGCAACUGGGGCGUCCGUCAGUCCAGGAUCCCUGUCCCUUUAAAGAGCCUGCCGUCUGAGCAUCUGGCUCAUUGCAGCAGCACCUCUCAUCUAGCUAAGCUGCUGCUGUGGCUGAGGCGUUUUAGCAGACGCCCACUCGGCGUGCUAGCGGACUUUGCUAACACUAUCAUCCUAAAACUCGCCAGGCAGAUCCUUAAAAGCCUACCGCUCCGUUUCCGGGUUAAACUCCAAACCCUGGGCGUCCUGAAGAAGGAGCUGCCCAGCAGGUUGCCUCGGCUCUUGCCCAGGGAGGUCCGAGAGAGGAGGCAGAGGGAGAGAAGAAGGAGAGAGAGGGAGAGGAAGAGGAGGGAGGAGAGGGACAGGAUGUAUCGAGAGGAGGGGAGAUGGGAAUGUGGACUUAGGAGAACUGCAUCUGGAAGGUUUGUGAAGGGGAAAAUGCGGCCGUGGAGAUAGCAGAAGGUGAAGGAAAGCGUGUGUUUGAGCUUAUUGAUCAUCAUCAUCACUUUAGGAUCCCUCCUGUUAGAUGAUUCCCCCAAACAGGUUCAUGGUCACAUUUCUGAUUCCCUGAAAUGGUUUCAGGUCUGAACAAGCAGUGAAUCUUUCCCAUUUCCCUAUUGUGCUUUUUGUAAAAGUUCUUAAAAAAAUUCAUCAAUUAUUAUUUUGUUCUUAAUUUCUAAGAAGAAUCUUUUUUAUGGUUAUUUUAAGACCGUUUUAAUUUUUUUUUUUCUUCUGUUAUUUUUGUGCAAUCCUGUGUUUUCCUUUAUAGUGGUUUUAUCUGAAUGUGCGCACUAGUUUGCCAGUGCUUAGAACAAAUAUGUCAGUGUUACUCUCCACAAAUGAAACUUCACUCCUUACUGCUAAACAAGCUGUGAAAAUAAAAAGGGUUUUGAUUUCAGAGCGAUUUCACUAACGUCACACUGAACACUAGCUAUCAGUCAGAAUAAAAGUGCAAUAAAGGGACGAGUAGAUGUACAGCGCCAGACUAAUUUACUGUCCCCAUGUUAGAUGAAAGUGACCCUCAAAUCCAUCCCUUAACGACGAAGUCAAUUGAUGAAAAUCAAACCUUUCAGUUUAAAUGUGUUUCUUUUUAAAUGGAAAAGCUCAGAAGAAAUAGAAAAGUUUUUUUCUCCUUAAUAUAUAUAGGAGACGUGGGCCCAGAGCAUCACAGAUCCUCCACCAUACUUAACAUUGGACAAAUGCUCUGAUGCUUAGAACAGAAAACAGAUUAAUUCAUUAUGAUGAUAAAUGCCUAAUUACCUGGCACUUUCUCUGUUUUCCCCAUUUUAAGAGUGGUUACAAGAAGGUGCAUGUAUACCAGGACAUUUAUACCUCUGCUAAUCUGCAGUGGAUCUAUCAUUAAACGCUCCCAGAGCCACCAAUCUUUUUUUUAUUAUUUAAAGCCUUAGGUUAAAACAAAUAUUUAGUCACAUUGAUUUCAUAUAACCAGUCUGGGAUGGCUUUAAACACGGGAGUUAUUUCCUGCUAAAUUCAUAUAUUUAAACUUAAAGUUGUUGUUUUUUCCUUAAUUUUCCUAGAUUUUCUGGAGUAAUAAAAUAUACAGUUCAUUUAAACUCAUUAAAAUACAAUAAUGUGCCAAUAAAAUAUUGACGCCGCGUUUAAAAGCUAGCUUCAUAAAGCAUUUGAAAUCAGCCUUCUUCGCCCAUCGCCUUUACGUUUGCGAUCUUAUUGCGCUCAAUGCAAUAGCCUUAUGAUUUACAAUGUAAACAUUUCCCCCUUUUUCAAUGUUAAAGUGCCUACUUUCAACUGUUUGCACAAAUCUUAAUCUGUUGUGAAGAAAGGUAGCAUAUAAGAGAAAACGUAUAAAAACUAAGAUAUAUCAUGUAGUACUUAUAGCUUAAUAUAUUUAAUAUAUCAGCAUGACUUUAUUUUAUUGAAGCCAUAUUGCUUUGACAAUCAUUUGAAAUAUAUAAAGCCACAUUAUGUGAAUGUGACGGACAGUGCGGCUCGUUACCAAAAGAUAAAAGUCUGGAAAUAUUAACAUUUCCCGUCUCUCUUUCCUAAAGGUGGUUUCAUUCUUUAUAAGAAAAAGAGGGCAAACAAGGAAGAAAAGAUUUAUCAGAUUUAUUUAUUCUUUUUUAUCAAAGUCAGGUCUUUAAAACCUCCAGCAUUGGUGCAGCUACACUUCACCUAAUGUGUCCUUAUUUCUAUCAGGAACCAAAGAUUUAUAGUGACCAAGCUAAAUGAUGGAAGAUUAAAAACUUCCUGUCUUUCUAAAAGCUAAACCAAAGGGCUAUUUUUCUAUCACCUCUUGCUUAACUGCUACCAAAAUGUCUGCAAAGUUCAGGGCUUUUAUGCAUAGAUGGCAGAGGUUUAAUCUGGAUCCAGUGAGACGGUUAGAAAAGCUAGCUGUACAGUGAAAAUGAAGGAAUUAACAGCUGUGCUUCUGGAGGAGAUUUAAGCCAUGAUGGAGGAUAAAACGACUAAAAGAAAAAGUCGUUUUCGCUGUGAAAUGACCCCAAAGUGGAGCUUUAAAAGAAAAAUCUGCUUUUUUGAAUGUAUCUUGCCAUUGAUUUGCAUCUUUGUUCAGUUAUCACCCAUGUUUACAUGUUGCAUUGUGUUUUAUCAUGACUGAGUUUUGACUUCCUAUAAUUAUAUCCCUGUUUUUUUUAUUUUGUUUUUAUUUAUGCAGUAUUUCUAAAAGUAAUGCUGCAUUGUUGCCUUACUUCUUCUUGUCCUCCUUUAGCUGCAGGACUGAAGGCAUUCUGUAACGCUGUGUGCUCCCAAGCAAUGAAAAACAUUUUUUUGUUAUAUUUAGAUUUUUUAUUUGCACAG
This is a messenger RNA of Cyprinodon variegatus (sheepshead minnow), 6592 nucleotides long. RefSeq names its product TAO kinase 2 (gene taok2b). NCBI's taxonomy places the organism in Eukaryota, Metazoa, Chordata, Actinopteri, Cyprinodontiformes, Cyprinodontidae. Gene Ontology annotation, molecular function: protein kinase activity; ATP binding. The coding region runs from base 575 to 4252 and encodes 1225 amino acids. The transcript is spliced from 17 exons. The record is from RefSeq and is a predicted model, not a curated record. Gene Ontology annotation, biological process: protein phosphorylation.